AUUUUGUUCACUGAUCUCCCCAAGGAGAGCAGCCUUGGCUUUUCCUUCAACGCACAUCUAAUAACUUGUAUCACUCAGAAUCUACACAUCUUCAUUCUUCAGUCUCUUACUCUUUCUCAAAAUCAGUAGUCUUUAAUGAAAUGGCAAUAGACUGCAUCACAAAUAUUUCUAAGCCUCAUCACGCAAAAGAAGAAUAUAAAGAUGAACAAAAGCCACUUCUUUUUGAUGCUUCUGUGCUUAGGCAUCAAACCCACAUACCAAAACAGUUUAUUUGGCCCGAUGAAGAAAAGCCUUGUGCUAAUGCACCUGAACUUCAAGUUCCACUAAUUGACUUGGGUGGCUUUCUCUCAGGCGACCCUGUUGCAGCAAAAGAAGCUUCGAAACUUGUGGAUGGGGCUUGUCAAAAGCAUGGCUUCUUUCUUGUUGUUAAUCAUGGUGUCGAUUCGAGACUGCUGGAUGAUGCUCACCGCUACAUGGACAGCUUUUUUGAGCUUCCACUUUGUCAAAAGCAAAAGGCUCAAAGGAAACUUGGCGAACACUGUGGUUAUGCUAGUAGUUUCACAGGUAGAUUUUUUUCUAAACUCCCAUGGAAAGAAACACUUUCUUUUUGCUAUUCAGCUGAGAGAAACUCAUCAAACAUUGUUCAAGAUUACUGUCUCAAUACAAUGGGAAACGAAUUCAAGCAAUUCGGGAGGGUUUAUCAGGACUACUGCGAGGCUAUGAGCAAUCUGUCUCUCGGGAUCAUGGAGCUUCUAGCAAUAAGCCUUGGAGUAGAACGACGUUAUUUCAGAGAAUUUUUUGAAGAAAAUGAAUCAAUAAUGAGGCUAAACUACUAUCCUCCAUGUCAAAAACCAGAACUUACUUUAGGAACAGGGCCUCAUUGCGAUCCAACAUCUUUAACCAUCCUCCACCAAGACCAAGUGGAGGGUCUUCAAGUGUUUGUAGACAAUGAAUGGCGUUCAAUUAGCCCAAACAUGGAAGCAUUUGUCGUUAACAUUGGCGACACCUUCAUGGCUCUUUCCAAUGGAAGAUACAAGAGUUGCUUACACAGAGCGGUGGUAAACAGCGAGACAGCAAGGAAAUCACUUGCUUUCUUUCUGUGUCCAAAAAAUGAAAAGGUGGUAACCCCACCUGCUGAAUUGCUGGAAAACUUCGGCCCAAGAAUUUACCCAGAUUUUACAUGGCCUAUAUUGCUUGAAUUCACUCAGAAGCAUUACAGAGCCGACAUGAAUACUCUUCAAGUAUUCACCAACUGGCUUCAGCAGAAAACAGCUGAAACAAAUUGAAGUAGUGGUCAUCAUGUAAUGUUGAUUUCGUUUCUGUCAAAGAAAAAGACAUUUCUGGUUUCGAAUAUAUCAGAAGGAUAGAGAGUUGGGCUUUAA
This is a messenger RNA of Mangifera indica (mango), 1382 nucleotides long. Its product is annotated as gibberellin 20 oxidase 2-like. NCBI's taxonomy places the organism in Eukaryota, Viridiplantae, Streptophyta, Magnoliopsida, Sapindales, Anacardiaceae. Bases 141 to 1286 code for a protein of 381 amino acids. The record is from RefSeq and is a predicted model, not a curated record. Gene Ontology annotation, molecular function: gibberellin 20-oxidase activity. The transcript is spliced from 3 exons. Gene Ontology annotation, biological process: unidimensional cell growth; flower development; gibberellin biosynthetic process.